Argentina anserina (silverweed cinquefoil) is the source of this 3921-nucleotide messenger RNA. Its product is annotated as DNA-directed RNA polymerase III subunit 2. NCBI's taxonomy places the organism in Eukaryota, Viridiplantae, Streptophyta, Magnoliopsida, Rosales, Rosaceae. Gene Ontology annotation, biological process: DNA-templated transcription. The record is from RefSeq and is a predicted model, not a curated record. The coding region runs from base 120 to 3605 and encodes 1161 amino acids. The transcript has 38 exons. Gene Ontology annotation, cellular component: RNA polymerase III complex. Gene Ontology annotation, molecular function: DNA binding; ribonucleoside binding.
UUUUAGAGAUGGAACGGUGGGUUUAAAAACCAAGAAACUUUCUUAAACCCUCCCAAACCUCUUCUUCAUCCCUCCCUCCCCCGUCGCUCUCAUCCGUACCACACAAAAGCUCGAUCGCCAUGGGCAUACCUCAAGACUCCUUGCCCCAUCCUCCUCCCAACAACAGCAAGAAGCAGCAACAACGGUCUCGCAAUAGCAAGCAGAUGGACAUUGAUAAAGAACUCCUCGGCGCCCCAAUCAAAUCCGCCAAGGACAAAUUCGCACUCAUCCCUGAAUUUCUCAAGGUGAGAGGGCUGGUUAAGCAGCAUUUGGAGUCGUUUAAUUACUUUGUCAACAUUGGAAUCAAGAAAAUUGUGCGGGCCAAUGACAUGAUUGUGUCUGGCGUCGACCCAAGCAUUUGGCUCAGGUUUAAUAAUAUCUAUAUUGAUAAGCCCUCAUCGACAACUGAUGGUGUGACUACCGAAAUUGCUCCCCAUACAUGUCGUUUGUCUGAUAUAACGUAUUCUGCUCCAAUAAGAGUUGAUGUAGAGUACGUUGAAGGAAGUCAUGAUCAAAAGAUGACAAGGACCAAACAAGGUGUCGAAAUUGGAAGAAUGCCCAUUAUGUUGCGGAGUUGCUGCUGCAUCUUAAAUGGAAAAACUGAAUCUGAACUUGCAGUACUUGGUGAAUGCCCACUUGAUCCUGGAGGGUAUUUUAUUGUCAAAGGAAAUGAGAAGGUGCUUUUGAUACAAGAACAACUUUCCAAAAACAGGAUUAUCAUUGACAUGGAUAAGAAGGGAAACGUAAAUGCUUCUGUUACAAGCAGCUCAGAGACAAUUAAAAGCAAGACCAUAAUUCAGAUGGAAAAACAGAAGAUCUAUUUGGAACUGAAUCAAUUUUCUAAAAAGAUUCCUAUAAUGGUUGUUAUGAAGGCUAUGGGAAUGACUAGUGAUCAAGAAGUUGUACAGAUGGUUGGAAGAGAUCCUCGAUAUGGUGCCCUGCUCAUGCCAUCCAUUGAGGAAUGCGCAAAUGAAGGUAUAUAUACAAAAGAGCAAGCAGUGCAGUAUCUAGAACCAAAGGUGAAGAGGAUGAUGUUUGAUAAUGUUUCAUCUGAUAAGGAGAGUAGAGUAAUGAAACUUCUUCGAGAUGUAUUUAUUGCUAAUGUUCCGGUACACGGGUCCAACUUUCGGCCAAAAUGCAUAUAUGUUGCUGUCAUGUUAAGGCGCAUAAUGGAUGCAUAUUUAAACAAGGAUGCGAUGGAUGACAAGGAUUAUGUUGGGAACAAGAGGCUUGAGCUGUCUGGGCAAUCUAUAUCCCUUCUGUUUGAGGAUCUGUUCAAGACAAUGAUCACUGAGGUUAGGAAGACUGUAGACACUGUACUAGCAAAGCCUAGCAGGUCUAGUCGUUUUGACUUGUCUCAGUAUAUUCGCAGAGAAAGUAUCACACAUGGCCUUGAAAGAACCCUUUCCACCGGAAACUUUGACCUCAAACGGUUCAAAAUGCACAGGACAGGGAUGACACAGGUGCUAGCUAGGUUAUCUUUCAUUGGGUCUCUAGGCCAUAUGACCAGAACAAAACCACAGUUUGAGAAGUCACGAAAAGUGAGUGGACCAAGAGCCUUGCAACCUAGCCAGUGGGGCAUGCUUUGCCCUUGUGACACUCCAGAAGGUGAAGCAUGUGGACUUGUAAAAAACUUAGCCCUGAUGACCCAUGUGACAACUGAUGAGGAGGAGGGCCCUUUAAUAUCUCUGUGCAAAUGCCUGGGUGUUGAAGAUUUGGAAACACUAUCUGCAGAGGAGCUGCACUCACCAAAUUCUUUUCUGGUUAUAUUCAAUGGAGACAUCCUUGGAAAGCACAGGAAGCCACAGCGUUUUGCCACUGUGAUGAGAAAGUUGCGUAGAGCUGGAAAGAUUGGAGAGUUUGUUAGUGUGUUUGUCAAUGAGAAGCAGCAUUGUGUUUACGUUGCCUCUGAUGGUGGUCGAGUUUGUCGGCCUCUGGUUAUUGCUGACAAGGGCAUUCCACGAGUCAAAGAAUACCACAUGCAGGAGCUGAGUGCUGGGGUGCUGAAUUUUGGUGACUUCUUAAGUGACGGGUUGAUCGAGUAUCUUGAUGUUAACGAGCAGAAUAAUGCUUUGAUUGCUUUAUACGAAGAUGAGGCAACAACAGAAACAACUCAUAUAGAAAUAGAGCCUUUCACCAUCUUAGGUGUUAUCGCCGGGCUAAUUCCGUAUCCUCACCACAAUCAGUCGCCUAGAAAUACAUACCAGUGUGCAAUGGGGAAGCAAGCAAUGGGGAAUAUUGCAUACAAUCAGCUGCGUCGGAUAGACUUGCUUUACUUACUGGUGUAUCCUCAACGUCCACUGUUGACAACAAAGACCAUUGAGCUGGUGGGCUUUGAUAAACUUGGAGCCGGGCAGAAUGCAACUGUUGCUGUGAUGAGUUAUAGUGGCUAUGACAUAGAGGAUGCCAUUGUCAUGAACAAGGCAUCUCUGGAUCGCGGCUUUGGUCGUUGUAUUCUUAUGAAAAAGAGUGUUGUCGCCAAUCAAAAUUAUCCCAAUAACACACAAGACAGAAUAGCAAAGCCAAGUAAAGCAGAAGUUGAUUCUGGAAAGACGCGGAUUCUCGAUGAUGAUGGUAUUGCUGCACCUGGGGAAAUUAUUACAACAGAUGACAUCUAUGUAAAAAAGCAGGUCCCUCUUGUCACAACGGGGCCUAUAAGAUCGGGGUUAAAGGACAGUGAGUAUAGGACUUCCCUUCAAAAAUAUAAAGGCCCUGAUGGGGAGUCUUGUGUGGUGGAUAAAGUUGCUCUGUUUUCUGAUACACAUAAUAAUUUAUGUGUUAAAUUAUUGAUUCGCCAUACUCGUAGACCGGAGGUUGGUGACAAGUUCAGUAGCAGACAUGGGCAGAAAGGUGUUUGUGGUACAAUUGUUCAGCAGGAGGAUUUCCCAUUUUCUGAACGUGGCAUCUGCCCUGAUUUAAUCAUGAACCCUCAUGGAUUUCCAAGCCGAAUGACUGUUGGAAAGAUGAUUGAGCUUCUUGGGGGUAAAGCAGGAGUUUCAUGUGGUAGGUUUCAUUAUGGUAGUGCCUUUGGUGAACCAAGUGGUCAUGCAGACAAGGUCGAGGCUAUAAGUGAAACCCUUGUGAGGAUGGGAUUUAGCUACGACGGCAAAGACUUCAUAUGCUCAGGAAUCACAGGUUGCCCAUUGCAAGCAUAUAUAUUCAUGGGACCAAUUUAUUACCAGAAAUUAAAACAUAUGGUCCUAGAUAAAAUGCAUGCACGUGGUAGUGGUCCGAGAGUCAGUCUAACUAGACAGCCUACUGAGGGAAAAGCUCGUGAUGGAGGACUACGGGUAGGAGAAAUGGAGCGUGAUUGCCUGAUUGCUUAUGGUGCCAGUAUGUUGCUAUAUGAGCGCCUAAUGCUCUCUAGUGAUCCUUUUGAAGUUCAGGUCUGCAGAGUGUGUGGUUUGUUGGGUUAUUACAACCACAAGAUAAAAGCUGGAAUUUGUUCCUCGUGCAAAAAUGGGGAUAAUAUCUCUACCAUGAAGCUUCCCUAUGCUUGCAAGCUCCUGAUCCAGGAACUCCAGUCGAUGAACAUUGUUCCCCGCUUAAAACUAGCUGAGGCUUGAAAUAUGGUUUUUGACAAUGUGUCUACGAAUGUGGAAGUGAAGGAUCUGAUUUCAUGGUUUUGCACAUACUGCUUCAGAUUGGCAUUUGGUAAGUAUGUUCCAAUAUUGUAGUCAAAAGGUAUACAGAGAACGUAUUGCUGGGCCGAUACCCCUUCUAUUUUCUCCUUUAUUAGAUAGAUGUCUGGAAUGACAAGAAAUUUGUGGGUGUAUUUUCCAAUGGUGUCUUUGUACUACGGUUCUACCUUUCUGUAAUUUAAAUUGGUAUUAUUGGAUGACUACUGUAAAUGCAUUUCAUUGCUAAAGAAGUUGAUAUAAA